CACUAUAAAAAAAUCCACACAAGCUCGAGCUAGGGCUGUGGGGAACAGCCCUGGAACAGUAGCAUGAAUUUGUACCAAAUUACUUUGCCCCAGAAUUGUGGAGCUCUCCAAAAACUAUCAAAGUCCACGUUUUGCAGUAUCUCCUUUCUAGAAAAGGCAGCGCCGGGAGCGUGAGAGAAGUGGAAGGUAGGCUACCCUCAUUUCACACAAAAGCACCCUGGCUUCAGCCGUGCCCGCGGAAGCGGGCGGUCAUCCCCCGCCCGGCGGACCGCAGCCAGACCGUGCCGGAGCUUCCCUGGAAGUGUGGAGCGGCGUUACCGUGACCCCCCCCGCAGAGAGGCGGCUGGCAGGGCGGCAGCGCGGCGGAGCCCGCCUGCGGCGGAGCUGGGCGCAGGUCAUGGCAGAAGAAGAGUUGCCAGGCGUUUUGAUUCUGGAUAUAGGAGGAACUCAUGGUGUGCUAGAAAACCUUGCAGCACUUUUGAAGAAACACUUUUGCCUUAUCACCAUGAAGGAAUUUCUUGAAAACAAAAAAGAAAUGAGCAAAAAAAUCCAAUCUAUUUUUGUGUUUGAGUGCAGGCCAACCAUUAACCAGGAGCUUCUAGAAAGCCUGCCUAAUUUAAAGGUAAUUGGAAACUCUGGGGUUGGAGUCGAUCACUUAGACUUGAAAAUGAUUUCUAACUUUGGCGUAAAAGUGACCAACACCCCACAUGCUGUGGCGGACCCAACAGCAGACAUAGGAAUGGCCUUGAUGCUGGCCUCUGCCAGAAGACUAGUGGAAGGCUGCGAGAUUGCAGUUUCUCCAGACACGAAGUAUUUUGCUGUUGACUGGCUGGGAGUGGAAGUAACCAGAGCGACGCUUGGGAUCAUCGGGAUGGGCAGCAUUGGGUACAAAGUGGCUCAGAGAGCCAGAGCCUUCAACAUGAGGAUCCUGUACCAUAACAGGAACCAAAGAAGAAAGGAGGAGGAAGAAGCAGUUGAUGCCCACUACUGUGAGAAGAUAGAAGACUUGCUGCAGCAAUCUGACUUUGUUAUGUUGGUUGUGAAUCUGACUCCUGAGACUCACAAACUGAUUGGGAAAAAGGAGCUGGGGCUGAUGAAACCCACAGCUACUCUUAUAAAUAUCAGUCGAGGUGCAGUUAUAGAUCAAGAUGCAUUGGUAGAAGCUCUCCAGAAUAAGGUUAUUAGAGCUGCUGCUCUGGAUGUGACAUACCCUGAGCCUCUGCCAAGAGAUCAUCCUUUAUUAAAAUUAAAUAACAUCAUCAUAACCCCUCACAUUGGAACCGCAACAGUCCAAGCUAUCCAUAUGAUGGCAGAAGAAGCAAUAGCAAAUAUGCUGGCUGUUCUCAAUGGCCAACCCAUUCCAAGUGAAGUAUUUCCCAAAUGAUGUGUGCCAGAUGAUAUCACUAAAUCUCAUAUAUAUGGGAAGGCACUAAUUCUUACAGUACCACUUUUAAACUAAAAAAAACCAAAGCAACCUGUUCCUGCACUGCUCAUGUAGUUACAAUGCUGCAAAGCUGUCAUCUCACUAGGCUUGAUCUGUCCUGUUAUUUACAAUUCUGAAAAAUAAAGUGUAACUAAUAAAAGGGAUUCGUUUGAAGAUUUUAAACU
Molecule: messenger RNA, 1608 nt
Organism: Grus americana (Whooping crane)
Lineage: Eukaryota; Metazoa; Chordata; Aves; Gruiformes; Gruidae
Product: probable 2-ketogluconate reductase
Exons: 6
Coding region: 398-1384 (328 amino acids)
Cellular component (GO): cytosol
Molecular function (GO): glyoxylate reductase (NADPH) activity; NAD binding; hydroxypyruvate reductase [NAD(P)H] activity
Source: RefSeq, a predicted model, not a curated record